This is a messenger RNA of Scomber japonicus (chub mackerel), 1213 nucleotides long. RefSeq lists its product as uncharacterized. Gene Ontology annotation, molecular function: G protein-coupled receptor activity. Gene Ontology annotation, cellular component: membrane. Lineage: Eukaryota; Metazoa; Chordata; Actinopteri; Scombriformes; Scombridae. Bases 1 to 1086 code for a protein of 361 amino acids. The record is from RefSeq and is a predicted model, not a curated record. The transcript has a single exon. Gene Ontology annotation, biological process: G protein-coupled receptor signaling pathway.
AUGAACCACUCAGCUGAGCUGUCUUCUUCAGAGGAAAUGGCUCCUGAGGAGUUUGACGGUGGGACAGCAGUGGCUUGUGUGAUCCUGGGUCUAUCCUUCCUGGUUGGGGCUCCGGGAAACCUGUUGGUGAUCUGGACUAUCCUGAGACAUGUCAAGCAGCGUUCCCACACUGUGGUGCUCAUCUUGCAUCUGGCUAUUGCAGACCUGCUGGUUCUUAUCACCCUGCCAUUGUGGAUCUACUCCCUGGCCCAAUCAUGGGUGUUUGGGGAAGUCUCCUGCAAAGCCAUGGUGUACAUGAUCAACGCCUGUAUGUACAGCAGCGUAUUUUUCAUUACUCUCAUGAGUGUGGAGCGUUUUGUUGCUGUGCGUUAUCCCUUUGCCUCAGCUGACUGGAAGAGAAAAAAAGCACUGAGUAAAGUACUGCUGGCCUUGUGGACUGCAGCCUUUUUGUUCAGCAUACCUGUCAUCCCAACCCAGGUUGUAGGUAAAUCAGAUGAUUCUGCUGAGGAGCAUUGUCUGUACAGGGAGUACACCUCGACGACCCAGGAGUGGGUGUGUGUGCUGCUCGAGACACUGGUUGGCUAUGUCUUACCCUUCUCCAUCCUAGUGGUCUGCUAUGGCUGCCUGUGCAGCCGAAUUACUCAGAUGACCUUCAAGUCCAAGCGCAAGUCUACAGUCCUGAUCGCCAGUGUGGUUGUGGUAUUUGCCAUUUGUUGGACGCCUCAUCACAUAGGAAAUAUCCUCUCACUCAUCAUCCUGGCCCUUGGGGACUCCCCCAAUGCAGACAGGUUGGAGAGUGCCAGGGCUACCAUGACCUUCAUCGCUGGAGCCAUGGUCUUCAUCAGCAGCACUGUAAAUCCCCUUCUCUACAUGUUUGCAGCUCGCUCCUUCCGGAGCUCCCUGCGGGACACCGGCAUCCAGAAGCUCUUCCGCCAUAUCUCCAGCACCUCCCCAGGUGAGGGCAACAGAGAGUUGACCUUUGUGUCCAAGAGACAGAGCAAUCAGACCAACAGUUCUCAGUGUGUUACUGAAUCAAAAGACCAAAUGGACAUAUUAAUAAAAAUGUGUGAAAAUAACCCAUCCUAAUACUGAAAAUCAAUUGUGUUUGCAUGUAUAUAUACAGUAUAUUCUUGUGUAAAUUGUAUGUAUUUUUGGUUUUAUUGUGAAGAUUAUUUUGUAUCAAAUUACAACACAGGUGAAUGUGAUGUCAGAG